Messenger RNA from Hibiscus syriacus, 1410 nucleotides. RefSeq names its product EID1-like F-box protein 2. NCBI's taxonomy places the organism in Eukaryota, Viridiplantae, Streptophyta, Magnoliopsida, Malvales, Malvaceae. Bases 319 to 1065 code for a protein of 248 amino acids. The transcript has 5 exons. Gene Ontology annotation, molecular function: protein binding. The record is from RefSeq and is a predicted model, not a curated record.
CUUCUUCUUCAGUCUUCUCUCAUCACCGUUUCUCUGCAAUUUGUAUUAUUUUGGGGAUUUUUUUUUCGGUUGCAAGAAAGAGAUUUUGUAUUUUACGGAAAUGCCCUUCUGCUUACGUUAAAACCCAGUUUCAAUUCUUCGUAGUAUUUUUGUCUAUUUAAAGGUCUAAAGACUAUGUAAAGAUAGAUUCGUCCAGGUGAAGGUUUCCCCACCCUUUGAUAGGACCUCAAACUAGCAUAUUAAGACUUUCUUCUAUUGGAGGAUCUGACACCGAUUUUGAGGAUAUAGGAUCAUUGUUUCUUUUUGCUUGUGGGGAUAAUGAUCCUGACAAAACAGUAUCGUUGCAUACACUCAUCUAGUUGUCAAUGCACAAAGGGUCAUCUAAGUGAAGAUGUGAUUUUCUUAGUGUUUCAACAACUCAACUGGAAUCCGAAGUUGAUUGCCACUCUUUCAUUAGUAUGCAAAUGGUUCGAUGAUCUUGCCAAGAGAGUACUUUGGAAAGAAUUCUGCAAAACGAGGGCCCCAAAGAUGAUGCUUGAUCUGCAGUCUAGUGGAAGUCACAGUGUUGAUGGGAACUGGAGAGCACUUGGAAAACUGCUUAUCUAUUGUUCGGGUUGUAGUGGCGGUCGCUUGUUCAACAGUGUUCAAAUACCUGGCCAUUUUGUUUACAGGACCAGGUUCUCAAGGACUUCAGGCAAGAGCUUCCUUUUACCACAAUGCAGGACUGAUAUUUUAUAUGUGUCUGACCCAUGUGAACAUCUGGACCAAGGGGAAGAGGGUGAUAUGGGAUUUUUUAGAGGAGUUUUCAAGUCAUUCUUGGUUUCAAAGGUUCGGAAGAGGUUGAUUGACAGGGCAGCAAAGCUUCAUCCAACAGCUGUGUGCCCUUAUUGUAAGGCAAAGUUGUGGGACAUGCUGCAAGCAAAAAUGAUUCCACAAAGUGCAAGCUGUAGGCUGGGUGCCUAUGAGGAUUGCAUCGAGUAUUACGUGUGUCUUAAUGGACAUAUGCUUGGCAUCUGCACCCUAUUACCGUUGUCUGAUUCUGAAGAGGCAUCUGGAUCGGAGUGAGUGAUUGAAUGCAAACCAGUUUGUUUGCCAUCUCAUGUGUGGACUGAUCUCCCGGUGGAUCAGAUAUAGAUAGAGGGGAGACAAGAUGGACUGUACUAACUUAUCUCUGGACCUGAAAUCAACCAUCAUAACUCGGCGUCUUCUCUCUAGUGCUUUGCUACUUUGUCUACAGUACUCACCGAGUGUUUUCUAGAAAGGUUAGAAGCUAUAGUUAACCAUUUUUGCUUAUUUCAAUUGUCCAAUGGUUCGACAGUGGUCAGUGUGAAACAUGUAAUACCUGUACUUUGUACAUUUAUCAUGUAUGGCUCAUAUGUGUUUGCAUAGCUGAUUGGCAUCUCCGAUGAU